Messenger RNA from Hipposideros armiger (great roundleaf bat), 5183 nucleotides. RefSeq names its product acetylcholinesterase (Yt blood group) (gene ACHE). Gene Ontology annotation, biological process: choline metabolic process; acetylcholine catabolic process. Gene Ontology annotation, molecular function: acetylcholinesterase activity. The coding region runs from base 2544 to 4559 and encodes 671 amino acids. The transcript is spliced from 4 exons. Lineage: Eukaryota; Metazoa; Chordata; Mammalia; Chiroptera; Hipposideridae. Gene Ontology annotation, cellular component: plasma membrane. The record is from RefSeq and is a predicted model, not a curated record.
GCUGCCUGGGUAGAGGAAGGUCCCUUGGCGCGGUGCACUUGUGCAGGCACCGCUGCACACUUUUCUGCCCUCACCUAGGGCAUGAGACGACGCCGCAGCCGCACAAUCCCAAGGGUGAUCUCCGGAGGGCGGGAUGUGGGGGAUCCGUACGGACCCAGCCCCUCGGAAUUGGCUGGGGACGCUGGGGCCAGGCCGCUCCCACCUGCCGGCCGCAGCGGCCAAUGGGAGUCUGGCCUGGUGAUGUCAUGCCCUGACCGGACCCUGGUGACGAAGUCCGAGGCCACCCGUCAGGGAACCAGAGCAAACCUACCCGCGGGGGUUCCAGAAGUUUCCACUGAGACAGCGGAGUGCAGCCUCGCACCGCAAGCUAGCGCUUGCCACCACUUUGGCCUUCCUUUUGGGGUGUCCCUGAUUGACUUCUACACCCCCCCCCUCCGGUCCCCUUCCUCCUUCGGGGCCCCCCUUAUUUCCACUCGUGACCUCGUAUUCACGUCUUUAUUACCACAGGAGUGUCCCACGUCACCUUUUCUCCACCAGUGCUACCCGGACCUCUGAUGGGGUCUUCAGCCACAUUUUCAUGUGCCGGUCCCCCAAUGCCACCCCUGCUGUGUCGUGGCUAGGGAUGCUCAUUUAUUCGGCACCCAGCCCCUACUGAGGCUGUCACUGUGUCCGAGUGUGUCCGUCCGUCUGUGAAUGUCGAUCGCUGUGUUUGUGGCUGUUACUGCAUGAGACCGUCGGUCUACGUUGUCUGUCUCCGGGGAAUUCGGUCCGUCUAUCACUGUGGGUGUCUGCCCCGCCGCUGCGGUUCUUUCGUUCGUGUCUGUCACCGCGUGCGUGUCUGUCCGUCUGUUGGCGUCUGUCACUGGCAUCCGUCUGGGCUCCGGGGUCUCUAGGUCUCGGCUCCAAGAGAGGGAGAGAGAGUGGAGGUGGCAGCCCGGGGCGGCGGGGAGGGGCGGGGGCGGAGACAGUGGGCGGAGGCGGGGGCGCCGUGUGGCCCGGAGUGGGUGUGUGCCGGGGGCCGAAGGCGGCGGCUGUCAGACUCGGCUCAGCCUGCGCUAGAAAACCUCGGCCACCUCCAGCUCCCGGCGCGGCGCGGCCCGGCCCGGCCCGGCCCAGCCUGGCUGCCUCAGGUGAGUCACCCGACCCUCUCGGGACCCUCCUUCGGCCCGUUGCCUAUUCCGCGUCCAGCGGAUGGUGCCCUCCUGGAGGGAUCCAGGCCCCCAAACCGGACGUCCACUGCGCCCCUGGGCCUGCCCAGCGACGCCCCCCGCCGCCCCACACUCAUCCUUAACUCUUCCCCCGCCGCCGCAGACUUUCGGUCGCCCGCAUGGGAGCCGGCACCCCGCAGGGCUGGCCGCCACCUCUGCUCUCGAUUGCUGUAGGGACCCCGGAGCACCCCUUCCCCCGCUCGUCCCUAAGUCUGGGGCCACUGGAAGACGCUCCCUGCUUGGAGCAGAACCCGGGCUGCGCAGGUUCCUGGCGUCCAACUGGGCCCACCUGAUUCCCGCGACCCCAGCGCCCCUGCGCAGCGCCCAGCCAAAGCCCCCUCCCAGGCCCAGGCUUCUCCUUCCCGCAGGGACUCCGUCUCUACUGGGGGGCAAGGCGAGGCUCAGCGGAAGCGCUGAGUUAUAAUUAGCCCCACUCGGGUUUCCUAGUUAAUCUCAGCACCACCACCACACCAGCUCAGGGCGCCAGGGGCUGGAUGAGGGGUGACCGCCGCGAGAGGGGGGAGUUCCGACCCGGAGAAUUUUGAUCCCUUGGCUGGAGAUGCCGGAACCGCAGCAGCUGCUGCCUCAAAAUAGCGCCCCCGCCCCUGCAGCCGGGGAUCUCCGGAGCUCCGGGAACACAGGCGUCCCGGCUUGUCCUUCAGACCCCUCCGCAAUGCCUGCAAGCCCUCAGACCCCCGCCCCAAGUUCGCUCCUGGACUCGGGGCGGUGGGCGCAGUCCUUUUCUAGGUCUCUACCGGCCCCCUCUGGCGGCAGCGUGCACAGCAGCAUCGGAUGGAUGGGGGACUCGAGUCCUGGGGUCCAGGGCUAGAGAGCUUGUUAGCUGAGGCUAGGCGACUGGGAUGCGCAGCUGAUGGGCACCCGCAGGCACCAGUGCCUGUGCCAGACAGGAUGAGGCAGGAUGGGCGGGGCAGGGUGUGGCGUUGGUAGAAUUUGGGGUGCCCCAGGACCUGCGGUUUCUACACCCUGAAUGCCCAAACCACCCACCCCAGGGUCCUGGCCCUGGCCCACAGAGAAGCUGCGCCUUCAGGCCACUGCAAGCGCCCUCCGGUGCCUCCCAACAGCGAGGGCCCCGCCCCUGUUGGAUGGCCUGUACGUUGACUGCGGCCUCUAGUGCCAGUGCCCCGCACUGCUCUCACUGGGCCCAACCCAGUCCAUCCAGCUGAGGGAAGGAAGUGAGGGCGGUGGGCCCUCUGCGGGGCAGGGGAGGAAUUGCUUGGCAGGUCUCAACUCUGUACCCUACAUUUGUCUGGGUGUCUAUGUGCCUUGGUCUCUGACCCCUCUUGCUUCUCCCUGUUUGCCUGUGUCCUUGUCUCUAUGUCUAUCUCCCUCCAUUUCUCUCCUCCUCUCCACCAACCUGCUCCACCUCUUCUGCAGCUCAGCGAUAACCCCUGGGCAAGAAUGUUACCUCAUCUCCUCCUUCCUGGCAGCCUCAGGCCUUCACCCUCUGCCAUUCUUUCUCCCAGCAGCCGCCUGCCUGCCCUAGCAGUCAUGAGGCUCCCGUGGUGUCCUCUGCACACUCCCUUCCCGAUGGCCCCACUCUUUCUCCUCCUCUUCUUCCUCCUGGGAGGAGGGGCAGAGGCUGAACACCUGGAGGACCCAGAGCUUCGGGUGAUGGUGCGUGGGGGCCAGCUGCAGGGCAUUCGCCUGGAGGCCCCUGGGGGCCCUGUCUCUGCUUUUCUGGGCAUCCCCUUUGCAGAGCCACCUGUGGGCUCCCGUCGCUUUCUGCCACCAGAGCCCAAGCAGCCCUGGCCAGGGGUGCUGGACGCCACCGCCUUCCAAAGUGUCUGCUACCAAUAUGUGGACACCUUGUACCCUGGCUUUGAGGGCACCGAGAUGUGGAAUCCCAACCGUGAGCUGAGUGAGGACUGCCUCUACCUCAAUGUGUGGACACCAUACCCUCGGCCUGCAUCCCCCACCCCUGUCCUUGUCUGGAUCUAUGGGGGUGGUUUCUACAGUGGGGCCAGCUCCUUGGAUGUUUAUGAUGGCCGCUUCCUGGCCCAGGCUGAAGGGACUGUGCUGGUAUCCAUGAACUACCGGGUGGGAGCCUUUGGUUUCCUGGCCCUGCCGGGGAGCCGGGAGGCCCCAGGCAAUGUAGGUCUCCUUGAUCAGAGGCUGGCCCUGCAGUGGGUGCAGGAGAAUGUAGCAGCCUUUGGGGGGGACCCAAUGUCAGUGACUCUGUUUGGGGAAAGUGCAGGUGCCGCUUCUGUGGGCAUGCACCUGCUGUCCCCACCCAGCCGGGGCCUGUUCCACAGGGCUGUGCUGCAGAGCGGUGCACCCAGUGCGCCCUGGGCCAUGGUGAGCAUGGGAGAGGCCCGCCGCAGGGCCACACUACUGGCCCGCCUAGUAGGCUGUCCCCCAGGUGGGGCUGGUAGCAAUGACACAGAGUUGGUUGCCUGCCUGCGGACACGACCAGCUCAGGACCUGGUGGACCACGAGUGGCAUGUGCUGCCUCAGGAAAGCAUCUUCCGCUUCUCUUUCGUGCCUGUGGUGGAUGGAGACUUCCUCAGUGACACACCCGAGGCCCUCAUCAACACUGGAGACUUCCACGGCCUGCAGGUGCUGGUGGGUGUGGUGAAGGAUGAGGGCUCCUAUUUUCUGGUUUACGGGGCCCCAGGCUUCAGCAAAGACAACGAGUCUCUCAUCAGCCGGGCCCAGUUUCUGGCCGGGGUGCGGGUCGGGGUCCCCCAGGCAAGUGACCUGGCUGCCGAGGCUGUGGUCCUGCAUUAUACAGACUGGCUGCACCCUGAGGACCCAGCACGCCUGAGGGAGGCCAUGAAUGAUGUGGUAGGCGACCACAAUGUCGUGUGCCCAGUGGCCCAGCUGGCUGGGCGACUGGCCGCCCAGGGUGCUCGGGUCUAUGCCUACAUCUUUGAACACCGUGCGUCCACACUCCCCUGGCCCCUCUGGAUGGGGGUGCCCCACGGCUACGAGAUCGAGUUCAUCUUUGGGCUCCCUCUGGAACCCUCGCUAAACUACACCGUCGAGGAGAGAGCCUUUGCCCAGCGACUGAUGAGAUACUGGGCCAACUUCGCCCGCACAGGGGACCCCAAUGACCCCCAUGACCCCAAUGCCACGCAGUGGCCACCGUACACCGCGGGAGCGCAGCAGUACGUGAGCUUGAAUCUGCGGCCGCUGGAGGUUAGGCGGGGUCUCCGCGCCCAGGCCUGCGCCUUCUGGAACGGCUUCCUACCCAAAUUGCUCAGCGCCACCGCCUCGGAGGCUCCCAGCACCUGCCCAGGCCCUGCCCACGGGGAGGCUGCCCCGAGGCCCAGGCCCGGCCUCUCCCUACCCCUCCUCCUCCUCCUCCUCUCCCGGCUCCUGCGGCUGUGACCACGGCCUCUUCCCCCUCAGGGGACCCUCCUCUAAAGAGGGGUCGGACCAUGGGGGAAGGGCACCACUCAGGGAUCUCCGACCCAGCACCCCUCCCCUUCUCAAACCGAGAGAUUGGUCAAAGUGGACAGGGCGUGGGGAGGGGUGACCUACAACCCAUCUCAGGGACCCACACGCCUUUGUUGUUUAAAUGGAAAUGAAAAAGCCAAUUUUCUUUUUUUAUAAAAUUAUUCCUUGGAGCCUGAGCCUGGUGUUGGGGGCAGAGGGAAAAGGCGGGCUAGAGAGUACCUCCCAGGGGGGCUAUAACCGUCAACCAUUUCUCUUCUUUUCCGCAUAAACCUACGGAUGCUCCCCCUUCUGAUCCCUUCCGUCCCCGUCUUCCGGUCAUUUUCUUCCCCGCAUCCUCCUUCCCUGCUCACCCCACCCCACCCCCCCAUCCUCCCUGUGGUCUUUCGUCUUUCGCAUAUUCUCCUGAUCCUUUUUCCACCGUCCCACGUGGCCUUCUACUUUCUCCUUGUAUCCUCGUAUCCUCCUGCACUAACCCUCCACACACCACCCCGACCCGUGUCCGUUCCCCUACCUUCCCCAUGUCCUCCCCUACCACCCACUUGCCGGGCGGCCUGG